This is a messenger RNA of Adineta ricciae, 3138 nucleotides long. The record is from the annotation of a GenBank genome assembly. NCBI's taxonomy places the organism in Eukaryota, Metazoa, Rotifera, Eurotatoria, Adinetida, Adinetidae.
AUGAUCUUAUUCCAACAUGAACUCGAUACAAAUUUCUAACUUAAUGAAGUCAUUGGUUUUUUUCAAUCGACGCAUUCGGGUAUUUACCAUACAAUCAAUUCAAUGUCCGUGCGACGACGAUCUGUACGAAAAAAUCUUCAUGAUAAUUCCAAUAGUAAACGUUGGUCACAACCGCCUGCUGAAACCAAUGAACAAGAAGAACAAAUCUUAUCGAAAUCAUCCUACUUGACACUACUGACGACGAAACUCGGAAUACCGAAAGAGAAAGCUGAACGUGCAUGCGUUGCCACAGGUUUUCGUUCGCUGCAAGCAGCUACCGAUUGGCUUUUUCAACGACAUGAUGAUGAUAAACUGAUCCGAACAGAAUUCAUUAUUCUACUUUGUCCGGAUGAACGUCUCAACGAACAAAUCCGAACGUUUAGCUCGGAAACAUUUCGUUUUCUUAUCAAAGAAACCGCUCUAAGAGAUCGACAACAUCUACGUGCUUUUAAAUUAUCAAGUUUCUUCUACGUACCCGAUCAAUUUGUGCAUACAUUACAUAAAAUCUUUGAUUCAGUUGUUCGCCAAUAUCAUAGUUUAUUCAAACAACUUCUACGCAUUGUUUUACAUUCGACAAGCGAUUAUCUUAUGCUCAUACCUGAUCCCGAGAGUAAAAAAGCUCUUGAAAAUAUUUUCGAUAUGAUCAAACAACAAUUCGAGCAAAUAGUACCUAAUGUUUCCAUAUUGCCUGCAAAAAAAUUAGCACAUUUGACAUUGACUCAUGGUUUAACAUCUCUAUUCAAUCUUUCUGCUGAUCAACGUGCAUCAUUACUGCAACUUGCCAAAGUUUGUAUCGAUCUCGAUCGAACUGUUAAUUGGACUCUACGACUAUAUUCACGUGAACAAUCUUCGACGAAUGAAGUUGUAUAUCGAGUCGUCUCAGCGGCACGAGACACAACUAUUCACAAUUGUCUUUCAUUAAAAGCGAAUGAUCUGUUUAUGGUACUUGAUAAUGGUCGAAUAGGCGAAGAAGAAAAUGUCUUUGGUGAUGUGCGCGAGUGUCGUAAAGACAAUAUUGAAGUUGCGCAUUUGUUGAAGAAAGAAGAAGAAGACGACUCCGAGGUAAGAUUGGACAUGCUGACGCAAAAUUUAUCGAAUAAUCCGCCGUCCGUCAAUGGACCAUUAUCUCCAAAGCCUGUUCGACGUUUCCAUCAACGCGCAUUGAUUUGGGAUUUGGAAGAGACACGUGUUCUCUUAGAUCUCUUGAAAGAUGAAAGAAUAUUGAAAGCAAUCGAAAGUGUCCGAACACGUGAAAUCUACCAUGAAAUAGCUGAACGUCUGAAACGAGCUGGUUUCAAUCGUGACUGGAAUCAAAUACGUGGCCGAGUGAAAAAUCUGAAAUUCUCAUAUAAACAAGCGCGUGCUCUACACGAAGAACAAGGCCAAUCGACAGGUUCUUGUCGUUUCUAUGAUGAUCUUCAUUAUCUAUUUGGUCAUAAAUACAAACGUCAACGAACUAAGAAACGUACGCUAUCUCAACAACAGUCACAAUUACCAAUACAAACAGAUUUAAAUGUUGAGAAUGAAAAUGAGGAUGUUGUUUUAAAUAUGAAUACUAAUGAACCCGAUGAACAUACCGAUGAUGAUGAUGAUGAUAAUAAGUCAAUGAAUGAAACUGAUGAACAACAUGAAUUUUUGGGCGAUUCAUCCCCGGAUUAUAUUCAACGGCCAGAAGAUCCUUAUCCUACUCUUCAGUCGACUCGAACUAGUUCAAAUCUUUUAGCCAUCGAUGACACAGAUGAGAUCAAUGAUCCACAAGAUCAAAUACCAAUAACAGAUGAAAUGGAUGUUUAUUUAAAAUCAAUGUCACCUUAUAAACAUCAGGCAUAUCUGAUUGAUGAUAUUCUUCAAUCGGUUUUCAAUAAAUUUCUCGUUGCACAGCAAGCAACGGAACAACGCUUUAUGUCUUUUUUUGACGAACAGAAACGUCUCGAUCAAGAACGUGAAGAACGAAUCCAUCGAGAACAGAGACAACAUCAAUUCGAACUUAUUCAACUGAUUCUCCAUCAAGGUCGAUCUCAUUCAACAGGUGAAGAAGGUCUAUUUCCAUUGAAAAACUUAAGAAAAACGUCAGAAACAGAUUCAUGGACAUUACAUAAAUCAGCAUCGUUAAUCAAUGAAAACUCGACGACAGAGUCUGCGGAAACUAAUCAUAUUCCGUCAAAUGAAGAAAAGAAUCCGAAUAGUACUAAUGAAGUUCGAACAUUAUCAAAACGAUCAAUUUUAUUGCCACGAACGAACUAUACAAAUGGUCGAUCGGAUCCGUUAACGACGACUACUACUCCAGGUUUAAUUCGACUAUUUUGUAUUCGUCAUGGUGAACGUGUCGAUUUUGCAUUCGGUCCAUCAUGGGCAGAGACCGCUUUCGAUAAAUCAGGAAAAUAUCAUCGUAUGAAUUUGAAUAUGCCGAUGACUUUACCUCGUCGUCGAAAUCCAUUCCGUGACUUUGUUGGUGAUUCUCCUAUAACUGAAAUUGGUGCUAGUCAAGCUCGCCUAACGGGCGAAGCAUUAGCUGCCAAUGAUUCUUUCGCUCAAUAUUGUUAUUCUUCGCCUUCGCUUCGUUGUAUUCAAACGGCCCAUUACAUUCUACAAGGCAUGGGCAUAGAAGAUCGGGUGAAGAUUCGUGUUGAACCUGGCCUGUUCGAAUUCUUAGGUUGGUACGAACGUGGUUUACCAUCAUUCUUUACUACAUCAGAUAUGAAUAUCCAUGAAGAUGAAGAAAUCAAUCUUUUUAAUAUUGAUAAAAAUUAUCGACCAAUCAUUCCAUUGGAGAAACUUUCCCGAGAUGAAAAGGCGAUCGAUUAUUACAAUCGUUCUUUCAAAGUAACUCAACAAAUAACCGACAGACAUAAACUAACUGGUGCUAAUAUAUUUUUCAUUGGUCAUGCUGCAACACUCGAAGUUUGUACGCGUCAACUAUGUUUGCUUAUUCCUCGUUCCUACGCUGAUUUCAAUGGUGUUAUUCGUAAAGUGCCUUACUUGGGUCUACAAUUAUGUGAACGAAAUCCAUCGGAUGGACAAUGGGCGUUGAAAGCGCCGCCCAUUCCACCGUUACAACAUGCAAAUAAUGCAUCAUAUGAUUGGCAAACGAUGAAAUAA